Colletotrichum navitas is the source of this 759-nucleotide messenger RNA. RefSeq lists its product as uncharacterized. NCBI's taxonomy places the organism in Eukaryota, Fungi, Ascomycota, Sordariomycetes, Glomerellales, Glomerellaceae. The coding region runs from base 90 to 581 and encodes 163 amino acids. The record is from RefSeq and is a predicted model, not a curated record. The transcript has a single exon.
CUCCGUGUUGCCCCAGAUCCUCCUCCCCUGCCACCGUUGUUCCCUCAGACCCGAAUAGUCCUCCGCAUGUGGGGCGCACUAGAGUGUAAAUGACCGGACAAGACAUAUUUUGGCUUAUGCAACCUGAGCAAGUAUUGUAUUCGAUUUCCCGGACACUAUCUCAUACUGACAAUACUUAUCGCAUCACUGAAUCCUUCAAUACAAUCGCUACGUAUGAGGACAUAGACUCCAUUCACUCUGGAAAGUCAGUCAGCCAUACCGUACGUUUGGCUCCGGUAACUACUUUAAGUCGAAUCGAUACCUCACAAGCAAACGCCUGUGAAAUAACUACCCAACAAGACUCGAAUGGUUAUGUCAACUUGUUUGGCAGGACGUACAGUGGUGGAAGGGCUCAGCAGUCACUGAGUGCAGGAGCAAUACCGCAUCGUCCCUCGUGUGUCAUGCCAAGAAUGAGAACGCAAGUUGAGCAUUGGCAGAAUGAAACCUCUGAUCGAGGGGCAUUUAUUGUCUUGACAUGCCCCGUGAUCAGACAUCUACUGGGAAAGAAGACCGGAAAGCUGAAAGAGCAUGCCUUUCUAUGAUGUUCUAGGUACUUUGGUUCCUCUUGCCUGGGGCUAGUCAUCUCUUGCCUUGGGGCAAAAACUUCAAGGAAGUCACCUGCGCAGGAUAGAUCAUUGUGCCUUCCCAUCAUGCACUGGUUGUUGCCGGCCAACUUCUGUUGCUCUUCGAGUGUCCCAACUUCGGCCAUGUUCGUCCGAA